CAGCAACACCACCGCCACGCAGACCUCCUAAGAGUAUCCCCAAAGAAUUCAAAGAACUUCCUCCAGAACCAAGUCACGCACAUAGUUUCUUGAGACCUUACAACAUUCUGCACUCUAUAAACGAGCCAUCAAUAACACAACCUGAAAACAACAUUGGGUUACCAAAGGGCAAGCAAAAUGAGGCAAUCACACAAAAAAAUGGUACUGCGUUCCGAAGGUCACGUGACAUUCUUCUCCCAGUGAGCAAGCAACAAUCGAUGCUGUUUAGACCCAUUUCCAAAAGCCAGCCACCAGAAAGCUCUCUACAUCAAACGUCACAGAUACCAGAAAUGAUAUUCCAAGAUCUGUUCACAAGACCAAAACCUCAGGCUAGUCCUGAUCUACAAAAACCCAAACUAUUAUCCAGUCCUGCUGCAAAGGAUUUAGAAGGACAGAUAUGGUACUUUGGUGCCUGUGACCGUUAUAAAAUAGAGGAGGCUUUAAGAUUACACAAUAAGAAUGGCACUUUCCUGGUGAGAGAUAGUUCGAAAGGAUACCCUGAUAAGCCAUACGUGUUGGUGGUAUAUUACAGAUUUAAAGUUUACAGCAUUCAGAUACGAUAUCUAGAGGACACUAAUCAGUAUGCUUUGGGCAGUGGGCUCAGAGGACAUGACAUAUUUGAUUCAGUGCCUGAAAUUAUAAACAUCCAUAAAAAUAUUCCUUUGCGACUAAUUGAUCGAAGAGACCAAUCAGGAAGCCAAAUGGAACAAUGUACUCUGACUUUUCCAUUGAUACUGCAUUAACAUAUUGAUAGCAUCAUAUGUUAAUGAUUUUUAUCCUUUAUUAUUAUCAUUGUAUACCUAAAACUGCACUAAUUUAUUUCAAUGUAAAUAUUUCUAUGUACAUACUUCAGUACAUGUUCCUACUGUACUUUUCUAACAACCUUCAGAUAACUUGUUCACAAAAGCAGUUCACUGUCAUUUAAGAUAAUAAUACAGGAAAAUAUAUGUUAAAAGAAAGGGCGAUAUGCUAUUAUAUUUCUUGGAAAAUGUAGAACUAUAGCUUUUAACUAUAUCACUAAUACUAUUUUAACUUGUAACAAAUGAAGAUUGUCACCUUUUUUUGUAUAGUUGUACAUUUAUCACUUUCGUAGGCAAAAGAAAAAUACAGAAAUUC
Messenger RNA from Chiloscyllium plagiosum (whitespotted bambooshark), 1155 nucleotides. NCBI's taxonomy places the organism in Eukaryota, Metazoa, Chordata, Chondrichthyes, Orectolobiformes, Hemiscylliidae. The record is from RefSeq and is a predicted model, not a curated record.